AUGAAAUCGUGGGGAGUGAUAGUGUUUUUAGUGGCAGUUGCCGGAAUACAGGUAUUCGCCGAGGACCUCGCGUUCCCUGAGAAUGCAAGAACUUCCUCCACUACCCGUAUCGUGUCCGGCUGGGAGGCCGCAGAGGGCCAGAUCCCGUGGCAACUGUCCCUGCGGAUGGUGGACCCGACGGGAGCCGUGUCUUCAUGCGGAGGCUCAGUCAUCCACCCUGAGUGGGGUAUGACUGCCGCUCACUGCACUGCUACCCGCGUCACCAUGGUGCUUCGCGCCGGCGCAGUCAGCCUGUGGCGUCCGGAGCUGAUCUUCGAGACCUUCGAGUACUUCAACCAUCCCCUGUACAUCGACGCCCUGCAGUCUGUCGUGCAGCCGCAUGAUAUAUCUCUUUUGAAGUUCCAACGUACCAUCACCUUCUCUGAUCGUGUGCAGCCCAUCCGUGUGCAGAACUCUCUCGAUAGGAAUCGCGACUAUGAUGGAGUAAGGCUCGUCGCUUCUGGCUGGGGUCGCACUUGGACCAACGGAGCUACUCCCGAGAACCUGCAGUGGGUGUACCUGACCGGAGACUCGAACCAACGCUGCUCGUCUGCCUUCGGUGGCAGCUCGAUCAUCGUCGACUCCACCAUCUGCGCCAGCGCCUACAAUGUCACCAGUCAGUCUACUUGUCAGGGUGACAGUGGCGGCCCUCUCGUCGACUUGGAAGAGGACGGCAAAUACACGCUGGUCGGAGUCACGUCCUUCGUGUCAGCUCUAGGAUGUCAUGCUGGCAUGCCUGCCGGUUUCAUCCGUCCCGGACACUACCACGAUUGGAUUACCGACGUGACCGGUAUCAACUUCGACUGGGUCCCUGAACCGCCCACCGACUCCAGCGAGUCCAAAUCUAGCGAGUCCAAAUCUAGCGAGUCCAAAUCCAGCGAGUCCAGCUCUAGCGAGUCUAGUGAAAGCGAAGAAAAAUCUGAGUCUGCCGAGUCCUCUGAGGAAACCUCUGAGGCCGAAUCUAACGAAACUCCUGAGGCCGAGUCGAAUGAGACCCCUGAGGCUGAAUCUAACGAAACUCCUGAGGUUGAAUCAAAUGAAACACCUGGGGCUGAAUCUGACGAAACCCCUGAGGCCGAAUCCAAUGAAACCCCUGAGGCCGAAUCAAAUGAAACCUCUGAGGCCGAAUCUAAUGAAACACCUGAGGCUGAAUCUAACGAAACCCCUGAGGCCGAAUCGAAUGAAACCCCUGAGGCUGAAUCUAACGAAACCCCUGAGGCCGAAUCGAAUGAAACCCCUGACGCCGAAUCAAAUGAAACACCUGAGGCCGAAUCGAAUGAAACUCCUGAGGCCGGAUCUAACGAAACACCUGAGGCUGAAUCUAACGAAACACCUGAGGCUGAAUCUAACGAAACUCCUGAGGCUGAAUCAAAUGAAACACCUGAGGCUGAAUCUAACGAAACCCCUGAGGCCGAAUCGAAUGAAACCACUGAGGCCGAAUCAAACGAAACACCUGAAGCUGAAUCUGACGAAACCCCCGAGGCUGAAUCGAAUGAAACCCCUGAGGCCGAAUCAAAUGAAACACCUGAGGCCGAAUCUAAUGAAACACCUGAGGCUGAAUCUAACGAAACCCCUGAGGCUGAAUCUAACGAAACCCCCGAGGCUGAAUCGAAUGAAACCCCUGAGGCCGAAUCGAAUGAAACCACUGAGGCCGAAUCAAAUGAAACACCUGAGGCUGAAUCUGACGAAACCCCUGAGGCUGAAUCGAAUGAAACACCUGAGGCUGAAUCUGACGAAACCCCUGAGGCCGAAUCAAAUGAAACCCCUGAGGCCGAAUCAAAUGAAACCGAAUCGGAAGAGACUAGCGAGGAAGAACAGUCUCGCCUUUUCUGGUCAGUCUUCCGUGGUGCCUCGUUGAGAGCCUUUGGAUAUUAA
Molecule: messenger RNA, 1914 nt
Organism: Cydia fagiglandana
Lineage: Eukaryota; Metazoa; Arthropoda; Insecta; Lepidoptera; Tortricidae
Product: retinitis pigmentosa 1-like 1 protein
Exons: 8
Coding region: 1-1914 (637 amino acids)
Biological process (GO): proteolysis
Molecular function (GO): serine-type endopeptidase activity
Source: RefSeq, a predicted model, not a curated record